UCUUUGCCAGGUCGGAUUUACUUUCAGAGAAGGAGAGAAGAAGAAGACGCGAAGAGGACGAGGAUCGAAAUUCAGCUGUUUCCCCCUCCCCUUCCUCUUGCUUCGCCAUCAAGGAAGGAAAGAAGGGGGGAAACAGAAGCGCGAGAGAGCGAGACGACGGCGACGGCGACGGCGACGGCGACGGCGAUCCGUGGACUCUGCAACAGCGUCCGUCGUCAAUCUCAGCUUUCAGGCUGUAUUGGUAAUUGGCUCGAUUGAUGUCGAGAACCUUGAGGAGAAGGCUCCAUCACGGAGAUGUAGGUGGGAGAAGGGAUGAGCAUCUGGAGAGUUCGGGGUUGGACGGCUUAGACGAGCCUUUGUUGGGGAACUAUGAACACGAUGAUAAGCGUUCUGAGGGACAAGUACUGGAAGAUCUCUGGGAUGACGAGAGAACAAAGGAGCGCCUCCAUUGGACGACGUUAUUUAGCCAGUUGAUUGCACAGUGGAUGCAAUGGCUUGCUAACAUAGUCCUUGGAUCUGGAUCGCUGAUUGGACGAUUUCUUCCUCUUUCUUCUAUCACUCAGAAUGGACAAAGCAAGAACAUGCAACCAACUCUUAGUCCAUUGCAGGAAGAAAGACUUAGAAAUCUCCAGCAGAGAUUGGGAGUCCCAUUUGAUGGUUCUCGACUGGAGCAUCAAGAUGCUCUUAGGCAGCUCUGGAAGUUGGCUUAUCCUGAGAGAGAACUCCCUUCGCUAAAAUCAGAAUUGUGGAAGGAUAUGGGUUGGCAAGGUACUGAUCCUUCGACGGAUUUCAGGGGUGGAGGAUAUAUAUCACUGGAGAAUCUCAUCUUUUUCGCGAAGAAGUAUCCGGAAUCAUUUCAGAGAUUGUUGCACAAACAAGACGGUACUAGGGCUGAGUGGGAAUACCCAUUUGCUGUCGCUGGCAUCAACUUAUCCUUUAUGUUGGCUCAGAUGUUGGAUCUUCAGUCAGGAAAGCCAUCCUCUUUGGCUGGCAUCAGGUUCUUAGAACUGCUUCAAGAAGAUGAAAUGGCUUUUGAUAAUCUUUAUUGCAUAGCCUUUCAAAUGAUGGAUGCCCAAUGGCUAGCAAAGCGUGCGUCAUACAUGGAAUUUAAUGAUGUCUUGAAAUCAACAAGAACGCAGCUGGAGCGUGAGCUCUCUCUUGAAGAUGUUUCUAGCAUUAGGGACUUACCUGCAUACAAUCUGCUAAAGUUGUAACUGGUAACUCUGAGAUAUAUAUAGUAUUGAAUUAUCCCAUCUCA
Messenger RNA from Syzygium oleosum, 1258 nucleotides. RefSeq lists its product as uncharacterized. The transcript is spliced from 10 exons. The record is from RefSeq and is a predicted model, not a curated record. Bases 258 to 1214 code for a protein of 318 amino acids. NCBI's taxonomy places the organism in Eukaryota, Viridiplantae, Streptophyta, Magnoliopsida, Myrtales, Myrtaceae.